This is a messenger RNA of Hermetia illucens (black soldier fly), 665 nucleotides long. RefSeq names its product calphotin-like. The coding region runs from base 132 to 665 and encodes 177 amino acids. The record is from RefSeq and is a predicted model, not a curated record. The transcript has a single exon. NCBI's taxonomy places the organism in Eukaryota, Metazoa, Arthropoda, Insecta, Diptera, Stratiomyidae.
UAGGGGCUCCGGAAAUUUCAGGACCAGAGGCGGUAAUAAUUGAUCCAGGUGGAAGAGCAAUAGAUGGAUCAAAAACACCCACAGACCCUGAUUGUCCAGGGAAAGUGCCUGAAAUUGUCGAUCCUUCGUAUAUGGUAGGAUCACCUGCUGAUGGUGAAUAUCCAAAACCUGCUUCUGGUUGGGCAACGCCAGCUGGAUCUGAAAAACCUCCAAAUCCUAUUGGUGGUAAACUUGCGACUGCGCUCGUUCCAGUUGUUGGAGCGUCAAGAAUGGUUACCUCUGUAGGAGGUGCUGCUUCAAAACCAGUGCCGGUUGCCCCCGUAGCAGGUGUAUCAACGUAUGGUUCACCUAGAACGGCAAUAUCGACUCCAUCGACAAUUCCUGGGGCAGGUGCAGCGCCUCCCGCUGCUGCCUCUUGCGCUGUUACUAUUGCCGAUUCUGGUAAGGUUAAAGUCGCUUCUAAACCGGAUUCAAUUGGGGGGCCCCCAGAAGUGUACACUCUUCCUGCAGAAGUUGAAGGUUCUGUUAGAGAAACAAUUUCUCCAGCCGCUGUUUCUGCAACAAGUACUGGUGGGGCUUCAGUUACAAUUUCCCCUCCAAUUAUUAAUGCUCUUCCUGAUCCAAUGGAAGUUGUUUCUGGAAUAGGUGCUGUAGAUGAACUUUGA